Messenger RNA from Strongylus vulgaris, 1569 nucleotides. NCBI's taxonomy places the organism in Eukaryota, Metazoa, Nematoda, Chromadorea, Rhabditida, Strongylidae. The record is from the annotation of a GenBank genome assembly.
CCAUUCUCCGUUGAGGAUUUAGCCGCUCAGAAGAAAAAGGAUAAGGAGAAGAAGAAGUCGAAGGAGCAUAAGCAUAAGAAGUCGAAAAAGAAGAAAAAGAAGCACCAUUCAAAACGCGACCAUAGUGGUUCACGAAAACGAUCACGGUCACGUUCUCCCUCUUCCAAAAAGAAGCAUAAAAAAAGGUCGAAGCAUAGAUCAAGAUCGAAGACGAAGUCUCCAUCGAGGAGCAGGACUCCAUCGCGAACACCAACACCGCUUAAAUCCGAUAUUGAUGAAGAAAAGAAAGCGCUCGUGAAAAAGGAGCCGGACUUGAUACCUAUUCGAACACCCGAGAGGAGUCCUUCUUUUCCAGAAAAAUCGUCUUUUCGUGCGAUUUCUGACGAUGAUGACGACCUACCAGUUGGUGCUGACUUCCGCACUGUAAUGAAAGAAGCUAAAAAGAAGAUCAACAUCUCCAGCAAAAUCGGUAUUUCGUUAGACUUAGCAGCCUUGCCAGUCGCUCCUCCGUUAGCCAAACCGCGAUCUUCUCAUGCUUUUCCAUUGUCCAAAGAGAUCAAAAAGGAUUUGGAUGAUGAGGGGCCCACACAACUUGGAAAGCGAGAGUCAGACGUUCUAAACAAGGUAAUCGCUGAAAAAGGGCGAGGAGAUUUUAUUCCUCGCAAUUUGAAAGUGAAAACCUCGGCAACUGAAUGUACUUCUGGUCAAAAUCACACCAAGGGUGAGGGAAGUGCCAACGAGGUCGAUUUGAAACCUCUAGUCAGCCUCAAAGACGAAAGUUUAAUGGAUAUCUCAGCCGAUGAAGCAGAAAAAGAGACAGAGUUUGGGCCAGCUUCACUCCCACCUUUAGAAGUCCCAACCGCCAGCUCAUCUGGAGUCGCUAACUCUGCUCCAGCUCCAGAACCUAUCAGUGAUGGAGAACUGGAGAAAGAAAUAGCUGAGGAAAUCAAUGCUGCUGCUCAGCCGAAGACGGCACUAAAGAGCACUAGGCUAGCGAAAGUUGUUGAGAGUUCGUCUGCUGUGAUUUCUAAAACUGUAUCCAAAGAAUCGAUUCAACGAAAACGACGUAGAUCACCGCGUAAACGUAGCUCUAGUCCGGAUACAGAUGAAGAGUUGAGAAUAAAAGCAAGAACUGCGCGUACGAAUAAGGUUGUAAGAAGGACAUCACCAUACCGUCCACGCGGACGUCGGCGAGAUGAGCGUGAACGCCGUUCAAGAUCGAGAUCUCGCCGACGAUAUUCGAAAUCAGUGAGCAAAAGUCCGGUACGGGAUAAACGUCGUCGAAGAUCAAGGUCCCAAUCAAAAUCUCGCAGCAGAAGCCGAAGUCGUAGCAGUGGUCGAUACAGGUGUCCCGUCGAUCGCGAUCUAAAUCCUCUUCUCGUAGUAGAAGUCGUAGCCGCACUUCCAGCCGCAGUAAGAGUAGAAGUCGUAGUAGAUCACCAAGACGUAAAAUGGAAGCAGGAGGAAGGAGAAGAGGAGGUGGUGGGGGUCGUCAUAGAAGAGGACGUAUUGACAAGGCUAAGCUAUUGGCCAUUGCUAGGAAGAAGGCUCAGAAGAUGCAGUUGGUAG